This is a messenger RNA of Canis lupus familiaris (dog), 270 nucleotides long. Its product is annotated as late cornified envelope protein 3A-like. Bases 1 to 270 code for a protein of 89 amino acids. The transcript has a single exon. Gene Ontology annotation, biological process: epidermis development. NCBI's taxonomy places the organism in Eukaryota, Metazoa, Chordata, Mammalia, Carnivora, Canidae. The record is from RefSeq and is a predicted model, not a curated record.
AUGUCCUGCCAGCAGAGCCAGCAGCAGUGCCAGCCAAGUGCUCCUGAGGAGCCCAGCACAGUGCUCCCCUCCAGCUAUACUUCAGGCUGUACUGGCAGAUGGGCUUCAGGCUCUGGAGGUGGCUGUGGCCACAGAUCCAGUGGCAGCUGCUGCCUGAGCCACCACAGGUCCCACCAGUGUGGGCACUACAGCUCUGACUCCUGUGACAGUGGCAGUGGGUGGCAGUCUGGGAGUUCUAGGUGUGGCCUCGGCUCUGUGGGCUGCUGCUGA